CAAAGGGCUGGGCUUACAGAGGAUAGGAGUGGUGCUGGGGUCAGCACUGAGGCCUCAUCUGUGAAAUGUAAGCUUCAGGGUACCAGUCGUCUGCCUGCAUUCUCAAUGGAUGGAGACUAUGUUAUUGGAGGUGUUUUCUCCAUACACCACUACAAACAAACAGUGGACAAUAAAUACACCACCAUGCCUGAGCCUCUAAAGUGCACAGGGAGCAUCGACUCCCGUGAACUGCGCCUCUCAUACGCCAUGGUCUUCGCCAUCGAGGAGAUUAACAACAGCUCGGAGCUGCUGCCAGGCAUCAAACUCGGUUAUCAGAUCCACGACUCGUGCGCCGCAGUUCCCGUGGCGGUGCAAGCGACAUUCCAGCUAUUAAAUGGUCUGGACCCAGUGUUUUACACGGGCGAUAAUUGCUCACAAUCAGGUAUGGUGAUGGCCAUCAUCGGUGAGUCUGGCUCCACUCCAUCCAUCAGCAUGUCGCGCGUAAUCGGGGCCUUCGACAUUCCACAAGUGAGCCACUUUGCCACUUGUGCAUGUCUGUCCGAUAAGCAGCAGUUCCCGAGUUUCUUCAGAACAAUCCCGAGUGAUCAGUUCCAGGCUGACGCGCUGGCCAAGCUGGUGAAACACUUUGGCUGGACUUGGAUAGGUGCUGUCCGCUCGGAUUCGGACUAUGGCAAUAACGGCAUGGCGACUUUCCUGCAAGCAGCCCAGAAGGAGGGGAUCUGUGUGGAAUACUCUGAAUCUUUCUAUCGAUCCCACCCACGCAGCAGGAUCCAGAGAGUAGCAGACGUCAUCCGCAGGUCGACAGCUGUGGUUGUUGUGGCAUUUGCAGCCUCUGGAGACCUCAGGAUCCUGCUGGAGGAGCUGUCGCUUGAGCCUUCACCUCCUCGCCAGUGGAUCGGCAGUGAGGCCUGGGUAACCGACCCAGACAUGUUGAGGUUCAGCUUCUGUGCUGGAGCCAUUGGAUUUGGGAUUCAGCGAUCUGUCAUUCCAGGUGUGAGAGAAUUCUUGCUGGAUCUCUCUCCCACUGACGUGGCUGCCUCCCCAGUGCUUACUGAGUUCUGGGAGGAGGCAUUCAACUGCAGGCUGGGAAAAACUGCAGCCGUGGAUGAGAGAGUGUGUGAUGGAUCUGAAGACAUACAGACGCUCCAGAGUCCAUACACUGACACAUCUCAGCUCCGAAUCACUAACAUGGUGUACAAGGCUGUUUAUGCAAUAGCACAUGCCAUUCAUAAUUCAGUGUGUCAGGAAACAAAUUCUACAACUCAGUGUGAUAAAAUCACCGGGAUAGAGUCCAAACAGGUUCUCACUCAGCUGAAGAAUGUAAAUUUUUCCCAGAAUGGUUAUAAUGUGUCAUUUGAUGCCAAUGGGGAUCCUGUGGCCACAUAUGAGCUGGUAAACUGGCAAAAAAGUGAAAGUAGCAGCAUUGAGUUGGUGACAGUAGGUUUCUAUGAUGCAUCACUGCCUGUGGGACAGGAGUUCAGUAUCAACAGGAACCUCACCUGGAUGGAGGGCAGCACACAGGUCCCUGUGUCAGUGUGCAGUGACAGCUGUCCUCCAGGAACUCGUAAAGUGCUGCAGAAAGGAAAACCCAUCUGCUGUUAUGAUUGCAUACUGUGUCCUGAGGGAGAGAUUAGCAAUGCUACAGAUUCUCCUGAUUGUUUCCCUUGCCCCAAGGAGUUCUGGCCUAAUGCAGAGAGAGACUCUUGUCUCCCCAAGCCUGUAGAGUUUCUGUCCUUUGACGAGGUCCUAGGAAUCAUCCUGGCUGCAUUCUCAGUUGCUGGUGCCUGUCUUGCCAUUAUAACAGCGGCUGUGUUCUUUCAUCACAGGACAUCCCCGAUUGUCAGGGCCAACAACUCUGAGCUGAGCUUCCUGCUGCUCUUCUCCCUGACUCUCUGUUUCUUAUGUUCAUUAACUUUCAUUGGAGCACCCACUGAUUGGUCCUGCAUGCUGCGCCACACAGCAUUUGGGAUCACCUUCGUCCUCUGCAUCUCUUGUGUUCUUGGGAAAACCAUAGUUGUGUUGAUGGCCUUCAAAGCUACACUCCCAGGUAGUAACGUCAUGAAAUGGUUUGGUCCUCCACAGCAAAGAAUGACUGUGGUGUCUUUUACAUUUGUUCAAGUUUUAAUAUGUACCAUUUGGUUGGCUCUUAGUCCUCCUUAUCCAUUGAAAAACCUGACCACAUACAAAGAGAGGAUCAUCCUGGAGUGUGCAUUGGGCUCAGAUAUUGGGUUCUGGGUUGUGCUCGGGUACAUCAGCCUGCUGGCUGCCUUUUGCUUAGUGUUAGCUGUCUUAGCACGGAAACUACCUGAUCAUUUUAAUGAAGCCAAGCUUAUCACCUUCAGCAUGUUGAUAUUCUGUGCAGUGUGGAUCACCUUUAUCCCAGCAUAUGUCAGCUCUCCUGGGAAAUUUACUGUGGCUGUGGAGAUAUUUGCCAUUCUGGCCUCCAGUUUUGGUUUAAUUCUGUGUAUAUUUGCUCCAAAAUGUUUCAUCAUAUUGUUUAAACCAGAGAAAAACACCAAGAAACAUUUAAUGAACAAAAAUUAAGACUAAGACAUCUGAGGUUUUUGAAAUAAUAUCUAUCCAUCUAUCUAUAUAUAAAAAUCCCCCUUUCACCAGCUCCCCCACCCUACUGGUGUGUGUCUUUCUCAAGCUCAGGUUCCCUACCAAAGGCCUUGGAGUCUGGUUGUUUUGUGCAGUAUCUUAGCUGUUCCUAAGACCAGCGAUGUUGUACCUGGAAUCUGGGACCCCUGUUCCACUUUGGGGGUCACAGUCCCCAGUACCUCGAUUACCACUGGCAUCGCUGUUCCUUUUGCUCACCACAUUUUUUCUAGCUCUUCUCCCAGCGAUUGUUUUUUUUAGAGGUUGUCACGUUCCUUCACCUUGAUGUUGCUGUUGCUUGCUGCCGCUUCUGUUGUUUGUUCACCACCACAAUGGCCAGUUCGCCAUCUUCGGCUGGUUUUGUGUAUAUAUAUAUGUAUAUAUUACAGGUUUACAUGCUGUCAGCGUCAUUGUUGAAUGUCAUUUUUGUCCUUUUAAUUUACAAUUUUUUUUUACAAAUACAAAAAUGAUUAAUAAAGUCACAACUUAU
Scatophagus argus is the source of this 3088-nucleotide messenger RNA. RefSeq names its product extracellular calcium-sensing receptor-like. Gene Ontology annotation, molecular function: G protein-coupled receptor activity. The record is from RefSeq and is a predicted model, not a curated record. The coding region runs from base 106 to 2544 and encodes 812 amino acids. Gene Ontology annotation, biological process: G protein-coupled receptor signaling pathway. Gene Ontology annotation, cellular component: membrane. The transcript has 8 exons. NCBI's taxonomy places the organism in Eukaryota, Metazoa, Chordata, Actinopteri, Scatophagidae.